Messenger RNA from Dovyalis caffra, 315 nucleotides. The record is from the annotation of a GenBank genome assembly. NCBI's taxonomy places the organism in Eukaryota, Viridiplantae, Streptophyta, Magnoliopsida, Malpighiales, Salicaceae.
GUUAAGGCACUUCUAAAAGAGAAGAAGUUGGAAAUGCUGGUUGAUCCAGACCUGCAGAACAAUUAUGUUGAUUCUGAGGUAGAACAACUAAUACAAGUAGCACUGCUCUGCACCCAAAGCUCCCCGAUGGACCGGCCUAAGAUGUCAGAUGUGGUGAGGAUGCUUGAAGGGGAUGGAUUAGCAGAAAGAUGGGAAGAGUGGCAGAAGGUAGAGGUUGUCCGCCAGGAUAUUGAAUUGGCUCCAUCUCGAAACUCUGAAUGGCUCCUUGACUCCACAGAGAACCUUCAUGCUGUAGAAUUGUCCGGUCCGAGAUGA